AUGCAAAAAUCACAGACAACCCAAGAACCAGGACUAUUGCUCUCGCCACCUCGAUCAUCACCUGGUAAUGUCCUUCUGGUGCCCUUCCUGGUUGAGAAGAGACAAAAUCAUCGAUUCAGGUAUUGUUCAUUGCUAAGAUUUAUAGUUUAUUUAAAUGCUAAAGAUACCGUGUACACCACGUAAAAAUCUCUCGACAAGAUGUAUUCGCAACAGGCUUGUAGCACGCUUGUCAUUUUAUAAGUUGCUACAAGGUUGUCACUCGCAACUUGUUGAAUUACAGGACGGUAACAAAUUUGUGGAACAACUUGUAACAAGUCUUAUGCUUGUGAUGUUACUCUGAGUACAAAUCCACACCGGGCAAGCUUGAAAAAUAUGCCUGGCCACGGUGGGAAUUGAACCUACGACCUUUGGAAUACUAGCCCAAUGCUAGAGUACCAUCACAAGCAUCAUAUUCACCUGAGUACAUACACCAACACAAAAAAAUUCUUGUAACAAGUCUGUUGGAGUCAACUACAUUGUACCAAAUUGUCAAGAUGCAUACGUCAUCACAUGACGUCAUCACUCACCUUCAUUCGGUACCAGGUCCCCAAAUCCGAUGGUUGUGAAAGUUACGAAACAAAAAUACAAUCCAUCCAAGAAUGUCCAAGGCUCGGUUAAAUUAUAUAAUAUCCCUCCCAGGAGCAGCAUUAUCACCAUCAAACAUAACAUAACCGUGACUGUCUUGCUAUGUAACUUAGUCACUUCUUUGGCAAAAUAUCGCUGCUCAAUACUUCGUAAUGUUAGUUGGAUUAAAGCGACUAUUCGAUCUCCGACCAGUUUUACAAUCAUGAUGUUUAAUGGGAUACCAAAUAGAGCGAAGAUCAUGCAAAAUAUUUUUCCUCCGGCCGUUUCUGGCGAUAAAUGGCCAUAACCUGGAAAAUUAGAUUAGUUCAACCUAAUGCACACAUCCAACUUUCAUCACAGAGGCAUUAAAGGCUCGGCUAAACGCACCUGCACUCAGUAUACAGUCACGGAUCACAUUGAAACAUGUUUAACCAUAAUCAAUAUAGGAUAAGGUUAGGGAACUCGAUGCAAACAUAAUACACCUCAUUAUCUAUGUUUUUGUCUGGUUUAUGCAAGAAAUGGUCUGUUCAUCGUCAGGUGUGUAUUGUAUUUUCGCUAGGGCAACCAAUAACUAUGUUUUCAUUUAACCAUUGUGUAAUAUCACGACUGGGUAAUGGACCUAUUCCCUAAUGAACAAACUUUUGAUCUAGACAAAAAUUUCAUCACAGCUUGAAAGAGCAUCACAAAAUUAGUAAUAUUCCAAAGUUUCGUUGCGAAAUGUUGUAAAAUGCGGAUAAUAUAGCCUUGCGAAGUUUGCCGUUUUUCAGUCAUUUUGUAUUACGCACGGGAAAUUGACUUUUUUUCAGAAAGCGGUAUACACUGGAAUAAAUCCGCCUAGUGGCAAAUGGGCUUAAGGCUUACCUAUCGUUGUAACAACACUGACAGCGAAAUAAACAGAUGAAUAAUAAUCCCAUCGUUCCCCGCAUUCAUUCAAACGAUUACAACGUCUCUUAACAACAUCCACAACUUCCCGAACCAUGAAAUCAAACUCGUCGCUUGUCAGAUUAUGAGACAACAUUAAAACCUCGCGUACUUUCCCCAAAUCUGUGAGGUGCUCGAUGUCAUUGACUGCCUCUAAAGCUUGGAAUAUAGCAGCUCCGCUUAGCAAAUAAAUUCCGUACAUGACCAGAAGGAAUAUAAAUUUCCUUGUUUCUAAACUGAUAUUUGUAUCCAUCAGCCAUGAUAGCACAUUCGAGAGAGUAAGAUGAUGUUUUUUAAGUAAACUGGUUGACAAUGUAGGCACCGAGUGAAUUGUAUUUGUGUUUUUGUACAGGUGGCGACACAACGUGGAGAAAGAGUCGUUUGAAAAAUACUGGUGGUCAACACUUGCAUGGUAG
This is a messenger RNA of Paramuricea clavata, 1940 nucleotides long. The record is from the annotation of a GenBank genome assembly. Lineage: Eukaryota; Metazoa; Cnidaria; Anthozoa; Malacalcyonacea; Plexauridae.